Molecule: messenger RNA, 1125 nt
Organism: Didymosphaeria variabile
Lineage: Eukaryota; Fungi; Ascomycota; Dothideomycetes; Pleosporales; Didymosphaeriaceae
Exons: 4
Coding region: 1-1125 (374 amino acids)
Source: RefSeq, a predicted model, not a curated record
AUGUCAAAUCCAGACUCUCUACCUGCUAAGACCAGCAUCACCCCCAUAUCAUCAUCAUCGAGGCAAACAGCCCGCGCACUGAAUCUUACGUUCCUCUGUCUUCCGAAACACAUCCGUCGCCUCAUCUAUGAGCAGCUUCCCGCCCGCACCAAGUACAUUUCCGGUUACCGAGGCGAGUCCAACGACCAGGUAUACAAAAACAAGCCCGUCGUCAUACUCGUCCUGCGCUACGUCGAACGCACAAUUUUGCAAACUUGCCGCCAGAUCGCCACAGAAGCAGAACCAAUUCUCGAGAUCAAGACAAUGAAGCUCGGCCCACCGUGUCUUAUCGUUGCCGCAGAGUAUUUCCACCGUAUACCACAUGACAUACGAUUCCUGCGCCGGAUGCAAGAUGAUGAAUUAUGGCAACGGCUCAAAAUUACGAAGGAGCAUCGAAGCGACAAAGACCUGAAUGAUCAGCGCAUCCUGAUGUGGGCGAGGAUUAUGCAUUUGAACUUGCUCUCCUCGAAGAUCAUCCGUAUUGGCAUCUUCAUCAGGAAGUAUGAGCAGCUGGAGGAGGGAAACCCGUUUCUGGAGAAGCUAGCGGACAGUGCGAAGAAGAUUGAAGAGCAGCAGUGGGGGAGCAGCGGAAGUCGUCGUAGGAGGCCUUUGUACGAGGUCGCUGUGGAGUGGGAGGGUAGCACGAAGGCAAAUUCUGCCACGGAUACCUUGCUGGGUGAAGGUUUGCUGGCGAGUAGUGCGGUGAAUGGACACACAUUAUCCGUUUUUAUCAAGGGGGAGCACGCGUUUGAGCGCGAGGGCGACUAUAUCCGAGAUAAGAAGACACGUAAGAAGGUGGCUUAUGUACCGCGAAAGCCCAGUACCCAGGCCCAAGAACCGGGUCCAGGGGCGUCAGGCCAAGUUCCAGCCGCGAACCCAAACGCUGGAGGCUCUCAGCAACCUCCUGCACAGUUCGGCACCCAAAUUGGAGGAAGCAACAGGACGGUUGGUGGUUUUCAAACAGAUCAGCCGCAGUUCUUUGGGCAGGGGAGCAAUCGAUCAGGAGGAGCGGGGACGGUCAAUACAAAGUGGGAUGAUGGGAAGUGGAGCCCAAAGUGGGCGAUCGAACAUGCAAAGUGGUUCUAG